Molecule: messenger RNA, 747 nt
Organism: Lathyrus oleraceus (garden pea)
Lineage: Eukaryota; Viridiplantae; Streptophyta; Magnoliopsida; Fabales; Fabaceae
Exons: 1
Coding region: 1-747 (248 amino acids)
Source: RefSeq, a predicted model, not a curated record
AUGAUUAUUAUAAGUGACAAUGGUGAUGGGAUUAAUAAGUUGAAUUUACAAUUAUCUAAGCAGUUUGAGAUGAAGUAUUUAGGCACUCUUCGUUAUUUUUUAGGGAUUGAAGUUUCUUACUCGUCUAGAGUUUAUCUUCUUUUUCAAUCCAAGUACAUUGCUAACAUUCUUGAACAAGCUCGCUUAUCUGAUACUCAAGCAACAUAUAGCCCUCUUGAGCUAAAUGUGAAAUAUACUUCUUCUGGUGGAGUUAUUCUACCAAAUCCCACCUUGUAUCGUAAUUUGGUUGGAAGUGUGGUGUACCUUACUAUUACUAGACCUGAUAUUGCUUGUGUAGUGCAUGUUGUGAGUCAAUUUGUUGUUUCUCCUACUACAGUACAUUGGGAAGUUGUACUUCAUAUUCUCCUUUAUCUCCAAGGAACACGGUUUCAAAGUCUCUUAUUCCCGUCAACCUCUUCCUUAGAAUUACGUGUUUACUUUGGUGUUGAUUGGGCUGGUGAUCCUACUGAUCGUAAGUCUAUAACAAGGUUUUAUAUCUUUCUUGGAGAAUCUCUCAUCACUUGGAAGAGUAAAAGAUAUGAUAUUUUCUCCCGCUCUUCUAACGAAGCAGAGUAUCGUGAAAUGACUUCCACAACUCCUAUGUAUUGUGAUAAUAAGAGUUCCAUCCAAAUUUCCCAUAAAUCAUUCUUUCACGAUCGUACAAGACACAUCGAGAUUGAUUGUCAUCUCACUCGUUAUCACUUUUAG